UUUUUCUUUUUUUCCCUUUUUCCCACCAAAUAUGUCCAUCAAUAGAAUGGCAAAAUUAGCCCCUCAAACAACUGCCUUGUUCGUUUGUGAUAUACAAGAACGCUUCAAGGGUCUUAUUUGGCAGUAUCCUUCUGUUAUUACUGUUGCUGGAAAGAUGAUCAAGGCUAGUAAGCUUUUAAACAUCCCAAUUGUAGUGACUGAACAGUAUCCCAAAGCAUUUGGUCCCACUGUCUCUGAACUCGAUAUUUCGGACGCGACUUUGUGUGUUGAAAAGACCAAAUUCAGCAUGUACGUUCCUGAAGUAAUUGAUGUAUUGAAAAAGAACAGCACGAAAUCAGUCCUAUUGCUUGGUAUUGAGAGCCAUGUUUGUGUGCUUCAAACGGCACUUGAACUUCUUGAGAAUGACUAUGAUGUUCAUGUUCUCGCAGAUGCUGUUUCCUCUCAAAAUCAUCCCGAAAUUGACAUUGCUAUUGCUCGCAUGAGAUCUGCUGGCGCUGUUAUUACUACCUCGGAAUCUGUUCUUUUCCAAUUGGUUAAGGAUGCCAAGCAUGAAAAAUUCAAAGGGAUUAGUGGCCUUGUCAAGGAAUACAUGGAGGCUAGUCGAGUCAACAAGAUUUUGUUAAGAAACUCUGGUGCCAACUUAUAACGAAAUA
Molecule: messenger RNA, 653 nt
Organism: Gilbertella persicaria
Lineage: Eukaryota; Fungi; Mucoromycota; Mucoromycetes; Mucorales; Choanephoraceae
Product: Isochorismatase-like protein
Exons: 5
Coding region: 32-646 (204 amino acids)
Source: RefSeq, a predicted model, not a curated record